This is a messenger RNA of Hydatigera taeniaeformis, 240 nucleotides long. The record is from the annotation of a GenBank genome assembly. NCBI's taxonomy places the organism in Eukaryota, Metazoa, Platyhelminthes, Cestoda, Cyclophyllidea, Taeniidae.
AUGCUUAUCAAGGUGAAGACUUUGGUCGGCAAGGAAAUUGAAAUAGAUAUCGAUCAAACCGACAAAAUCGAACGAAUAAAAGAGCGAAUCGAGGAGAAGGAGGGUAUUCCACCUCCUCAACAGCGUCUCAUUUUCUCUGGGAAACAAAUGAAUGAUGAAAAGACUGUAAAUGACUACAAAAUUCAAGGUGGAUCAGUACUUCACUUGGUCCUCGCCCUAAGAGGUGGUCGGAAGCAGUGA